CGCGGCGGGGGCGGAGGAGGAGCUACGGGCGCUUCGGGGUGCGGGCACCGGGGCGCUGGCCCGGCGGCUGCCGCGGCCCCCCGAGCGCCCUCCCGGCUCCUGGCGCGGCCAUGGCGCGGGGCCUGCGGAGCUGGCUGGGCGGCUGCCUCCUGGUGUCAGCCUUAGGAAUGGUGCCACCUCCCGAAAACGUGAGAAUGAAGUCAGUGAAUUUCAAGAACGUUCUACAGUGGGAGGUGCCUGCUUUUCCCAAAGGGAAUCUGACUUUCACAGCUCAGUACCAAAGUUAUAAGAAAUUCCAAGAUAUGUGCACAAGUACUGUCUUGAUGGAAUGUGAUUUCUCAAGUCUUUCCAAGUAUGGUGAUCACACCUUGAGAGUCAGGGCUGAAUUUGCAGAUGAGCACUCAGACUGGGUGAACAUCACCUUCUGUCCUGUGGAUGACACCAUGAUUGGACCACCUAGAAUGCAAGUAGAAGCACUUGCUAAUUCUUUACAUAUGCGUUUCUUAGCCCCCAAAAUAGAGAAUGAACCUGAAACAUGGACCAUGAGGAAUAUUUAUAACUCGUGGGCUUAUAAUGUGCAAUAUUGGAAAAAUGGCUCGGACGAAAAGUGGCCGAUUACUUGUCAGUAUGACUUUGAGGUCCUCAGAGAUCUUGAGCCACGGACAACUUACUGUGUUCAAGUUCAAGGGUUUCUUCCUGAUCGGAACAAAACCGGGGAAUGGAGUGAGCCUGUCUGUGAGCCAACAACCAAUGCCGAGACUGCCCCGUCCUGGACUGUCGCCGUCGUCCUGGCCGCCUCGGUGUGUGUGGCCUUCCUGCUCCUCGGCUGCUCCGCCCUGCUGUGGUGCCUGUACAAGAAGACCAAGCACGCCUUCUCCCCUGGGAACUGUCUGCCUCAGCACCUGAAAGAGUUGGCGGAUCCUGCUCCAGACUCAGCCUAAAACUGAGCGCGCACCCUAAGUGGGUCCCUGAGAGCGAUGGUAAGCGUGGCCACUCCGGUUUCUCCCCCUUGGUUCCUGAACCCUUGUUCUCUAUCGAAGAUGCAGCGUCACGUAACGGUCCUUGCUUCUGGGUGCACCCCGGGUGCCGCGGGACGAUGCCCCGUUCUCGCAGGGCACCGUUUCCUGGCUGGCGCGUCACCCACACCUUCCGCCGGUGGGUCCGCCGCCCCUCCGGGCUGGCCGCGGCUGGGUCGUGUGCCGCGUGGUAUCACCAGUGGGCCCCUUAGACGUGUGCCCGCUCCAGGCCUUUUUUGCUGUCAGUGGGCCCCCGGUCUCACGCGAUACUAGGCGGGGGCCGUGUUAACUUGCCGGGGCGUCCGUAACAAAGCCCCACAGGUUGCGUGGCUUAAAGAGUGGAAGGUUAUUGUGCCUCGGUUGUGGGGGCCAGAGGCCUGACAUCGGGGCGCCGGCAGGUGGGUGCCUUCUGCGGCUGUGACGGGGAGCCCGUUCCCAGCUCUCCUCUGGCUUCUGGUGGUUUCUGGCCGUCAUUACCAUCCCUUCGCUUGUAGAUGCGUCGCCCCAACCUCUGCCCUCAUCGUCACGUGGUGUCCUUCAUGUGUGUGCCUGUGCCCGUGCCCACGUUGCCUCUCCUUAUGAGGACCCCAGGCAUAUGGAUUAGAGGCCCACCCUGAGGAGGUCUUUUUAACUUGAAUACCUCCGUGAAGACCACGUCUCCAAAUCGGGUCACAUUCUGCGGUGGUGACACCAGAAGGGGCCGUAAAGCACUUGACUGUAGUGGACGCUUGUGGGAGGGAUGAUUUGCCGUCCUUGACUGCCAGGGCCUGGGUCAGCGCCGCUGAGGUCUGACAGAGCGUGGGCUCGGUUGGCACGGGGUCCCGUGGCGGUCUCAGAGUCCACACACAACACGGAGCCACUUGGACCCGCUCCCCUGAGUCCAGACACA
Acinonyx jubatus (cheetah) is the source of this 1905-nucleotide messenger RNA. RefSeq names its product interleukin 10 receptor subunit beta (gene IL10RB). NCBI's taxonomy places the organism in Eukaryota, Metazoa, Chordata, Mammalia, Carnivora, Felidae. The coding region runs from base 111 to 941 and encodes 276 amino acids. The transcript is spliced from 7 exons. Gene Ontology annotation, molecular function: protein binding; interleukin-10 receptor activity. The record is from RefSeq and is a predicted model, not a curated record.